Molecule: messenger RNA, 6195 nt
Organism: Manis pentadactyla (Chinese pangolin)
Lineage: Eukaryota; Metazoa; Chordata; Mammalia; Pholidota; Manidae
Gene: IGFBP5
Product: insulin like growth factor binding protein 5
Exons: 4
Coding region: 968-1783 (271 amino acids)
Biological process (GO): regulation of insulin-like growth factor receptor signaling pathway
Cellular component (GO): extracellular region
Molecular function (GO): insulin-like growth factor II binding; insulin-like growth factor I binding; fibronectin binding
Source: RefSeq, a predicted model, not a curated record
CCGUGUGUCUAGAAGGCCUCUCCCCACCCCCACGCCGUGUGAGUUUGUACUGCAAAGCUCCUUGGCAUCCUCGCUGGGUUGGGUGUUGGGGAGCUCAAAUUGCAGCUACGAACUGGCUGGCAGCCAGGGGCCGUCUAUUUAAAAGCGCUUGCUCCACCGGAGCCCGUAGUCUCUUUGGAAACUUCUGCCGGGGGAAAGAGCUAGGAAAAAGCUGCAGAGCGGUGCGCUGUGGGGUUUCUCCUUUUUUUUUUUUUCUUUUUUUUUUUUUUUUUUUUGCUCCUUUUAAUUACCCCUUCCUCCGUUUGCACCCUUCUCCGGGCUUCACGCAGAACCUGCGAAUUUCGAAGAGGUGGUGGCAGAGUGGGAGCAAAGAGGUGUUAGGAUUUUGGAUUGGGGCUCUUUUUUUUUUAUUUCUUGAUUUCAACAUUUUCCCUCACCGUCGCCGCAACAGCCGACGACGCCUCUUACCUGUUCCGCGGGCAGCCGCGCGCCGCUGGCAGCUGAGGGUUUAGAAAGAAGCAGGGCUUAUUUUAGAUUUUAAACAAAAAUUUUGAAGGCAAAUCCAUUUUUCUCUCCCCCCCUCCCACACCCCCUUCUCCUCCACAGCCUCCGAGCUCAUUAUCCCGGUGGUUGCUUUGGGGUGAACAAUUUUUGUCUUUUCUCCCCCUGCAAUUCUGACCAGGUCCGCCUGGGCGUCUGUCUCUCCGGCCUCAUCUCCCUCUGCGUGCACCUGGCGCUGCUUACUCCCCCAACCUGUUGCUAGUCUUUAAUCCUUGAAAUUGGACUUGCUUGCAGGCACCCCCGCCCUCCAUCUCUCUCUAUGUUUUGCAAUUGUCUGGGAGAGGGCACCUGCUCUACUUGCUAGAAAAAAAUCUCCCCCACCCCCUCCGGGCGCUCUUUCGGCCCCUUUCUCGCUGCACUCUCACCCUCCUGCCCCGCCCCAAGGUAAACGGGGAGUCUCAGGAAGAUGGUGCUCACCGCGGUCCUCCUGCUGCUGGCCUCCUGUGCGGGGCCGGCGCAGGGCCUGGGCUCCUUCGUGCAUUGCGAGCCCUGCGACGAGAAAGCCCUUUCCAUGUGCCCCCCCAGCCCCCUGGGCUGCGAGCUGGUCAAGGAGCCGGGCUGCGGCUGCUGCAUGACUUGCGCCCUGGCCGAGGGGCAGUCGUGCGGUGUCUACACUGAACGCUGCGCGCAGGGGCUGCGCUGCCUCCCGCGGCAGGACGAGGAGAAGCCGCUGCACGCCCUGCUGCACGGCCGCGGGGUUUGCCUCAACGAAAAGAGCUACCGCGAGCAAGCCAAGAUCGAGAGAGACUCCCGUGAGCACGAGGAGCCAACCACCUCCGAGAUGGCAGAGGAGACCUACUCCCCCAAGAUCUUCCGGCCCAAGCACACCCGCAUCUCUGAGCUGAAGGCCGAGGCAGUGAAGAAGGACCGCAGAAAGAAGCUGACCCAGUCCAAGUUUGUUGGGGGAGCUGAGAACACUGCCCACCCCCGGGUCAUCUCUGCACCUGAGAUGAGGCAGGAAUCUGAGCAGGGGCCCUGCCGCAGACACAUGGAGGCUUCCCUGCAGGAGCUCAAAGCCAGCCCGCGCAUGGUGCCCCGUGCCGUGUACCUGCCUAACUGUGACCGCAAAGGAUUCUACAAGAGAAAGCAGUGCAAGCCUUCCCGUGGCCGCAAACGUGGCAUCUGUUGGUGUGUGGACAAGUACGGGAUGAAGCUGCCAGGCAUGGAGUAUGUCGACGGGGACUUUCAGUGCCACACCUUCGACAGCAGCAACAUUGAGUGAUGCGUCCCCCCAACCCCAUCUUUCCCCUGCCCCAUCCCACCCCCAGCCCUGCCUCCAGCCAAUGCCUCCCUCCACCCCAGGACGCCACUCAUUUCAUCUCAUUUUAAGGGAAAAAAAUUACAUAUAUCUAUCUAUUUGAGGACACUGAGGACCUCGGAAUCUCUAGCAAGGUCUCAAUUUUGAAAACAGCGACAACAGAGAUACAAAAAGCUAAGGAGAGCCCCCCUAAAACAAUUCUCUUUUUAAGACAAGUUGAAUGGACAGGGAAGGGAAGAGAGGAAGAGCAAGAGGAAGAAAGGGGAAGAAAGCACGUGUGUAGAAGAGAGGGAAGGAGGAACAGAGUUACAAAAAGGAGAAGAAGAAUGUGGGCGGGAAGGAGAGGUCACUGGGUCACGGCUGGAGCCAUCUUUUGUGUCCAGCCCUGGCCGAGUUGGGGAGAUGGUUGGGCACUAGAAGGUGUGCCCCAAGAUGUGGCAUUGAUGACACACUUGGAUACUUCCCACUUUGGAUUGGUCGCAGGAGGAGAAAGGAAAAGGCAGGCAGCUCCUCUCUUGGCUCCAUCCCCUCGAGCCAGCCAUCUAGACGGCUUGCACCCUGUCCUUCCUCUCAUCCAGCCAUGUUCUCUCUCCCGCAAAUUUAUGAAAACUAAAAUGCAUUCCGUUCCUCUCAAAACAAAGCAAAUUAAUAACUAAGUGAUAUUAGAUAGCUAGGUUUCCCUAAGCAGACACAUAAAUAUUGAAUCUGUGUGCAUAUUUCACUCCCUGUGCAGACUUUUAGAUAUCAGUACACACCCCAGUAGUGAGAAGACUUGUUCUUCCAGGGAGAGUAAAACUACGGGCCGACGCGUGUGGUUCCAGCCCCUCCUUGCGUUCCAUUUGCAACUAGCACAGCCUUGGUGGGAGGAUAGGCUGAGAAAAAUUAAAUGUGGGCUUGUAGUUAUCUACAAGGCUCCAAAUAGUCAUAUAUAGACAUAUAAAUCUAUUUUCUUUCUCUCUUUCUUUCUCCCUUCCUUUAAAGGUUUGCAUUAACUUUUCAAAGUAGAUUAUAUGGGAGGCAUUGAGGAGCUUCCUCAUUCUGGGAAAACCAAGAAAAUCCAUAUUCUUCUAACACAACCCAGUUUUCCUGCCUCCCAGGGGCAACAAAUUCAUGGGAGUUUGUGAGACACGCUGUUGGAUUUUUCAUGAUUUUCCAUGUAUGUUCACAUGUUCACCAAGCCAGGUAGAUGAGAGCCCUCAGAGGGGCGCCCACCAGGCACUCCCAGCUCAUCCCAUUUCAGCCAUCAGACCCUCUGGAAGUAACUGUCUCUGGACCCCACACCAAACGAGCCCAACAGGUUCAAGUUUAAACCCUGGUCCUGCCAAGCCUUUCCAUGCCAUCUGGGCAGAGCCUGCAUUUUAGUCUUCAUGCUGGCAGAGCAGGAGAGAUGAGAGACAGGAAAGCAGGAGAUGGAGACAAAAAGGUGUAUGUACAUACAGGGAAACACAAAAAGUGACUGUCAAGCCAGAGGAGAUGGAGGGAAGGGACCGAGGGUUGAAGGAACAGGGAGCCGACUGCCCCAUUCUAGCUUUGGAGCAAAGCAACAGAACGGAGGAGAGAAACUUCCAUAGCUCUCCAUGAAUCCCUUGGGGGUUCAAGGGGAAGGAGAGAGGAAAACGGGGGGAGAGGAUGUAAGAGGGCAGUGAGCUUACUCCAGGCCUUGGAGCUGGGGAAGGUAGAAGAUAAUUUUAAGUGGGUUCCAGACUUUAGCAACUGGAUAGGAGCAAGGAUCAGCAGAGACUGACCAGGCUUUUGAAGAGACGAGACUGUGUUCUCAAUGCCCACCUUCACCUGCAAUGGGGGGCUGAAGCCAGAGUGCCUUUCAAGCUCCUCAGCCACUCUGGCAAAGUGCAGGCUUCCUCCCUGGGGUGGAGGAGAGAAGAAAGGCCUGGGACAACCAGGGAAUGGGUGCUCCGGGGCACCAUCAUUCGGCAGCCAGAUUCUGAACCAAGGAGAAUUCCAUUCUCACCGACUUCUGCAACACAUUGGCAGCCCUGGGACUGUCCUGAGGCUGGAGCUAGCCUGCCAGGAAAGGGGGCCUGGACACUGGCAAGGAGACCUUUUGGGCUGUGAAUGCAGCUCUUCCCACUCCUUCCUGAUGGCGUGACACAGCGGAGACCACCCAGCACUGAACCUGGGACAAUGAAGACGGACAGCAGAGAAGUCAAGCUGUUCGGGCUAGUGGGAAACUUGGAGAUGUCUCCCACCUCCCAGAUGGGACAGCUGGCUGGGGUGGGAGAGGAGGCCGAUCCUCGCAGGACAAAGGGCCCGAUGGGGACGGCAGCCAUGAGGACUUGCUUGGCCUUGCUUGUCAGCCACCCCAUCUCUCUGCACAAGUGUCCCCAACCCCUGACUCACAUUUCUAUGUCUUAGGCCAGUAUCGUAAACCUUUCCCACCGCCUCGCUGUCUGCCUACUCAUUUUUUGGAUCUUGAACAGUCAUCUAACGGGGAUUUGCCUGGGGUGCCAUUCCCCCUAAGAAAAGACUGAGCCAGGAAUUGCAUUCCCCACCUCUACCCCUUCCCAAGCCUGGACCUGGCUCCUGAGAGAGGCUCCACCCCUCACCCCCAACUCUGCUGUUUACUGGACUUUGGAUGGACCUCAGCCCCGUACGCCAGCUCUUUGCCAUUAGCCAUACGGUGGGGGGUUACGGCCUGAUUUAGCUCCACCAGUCUCUUCAGGCUUCCGAAGUUCAUGCCGAUUAACCCAAGCCUGUGAGUCUCCAGCGCUCACAGGGGCUCAUUCUGGUCAACUGGCCACUCUCUACAGGAUGCUGGACCUUCAUGGCAGAUGGAACUAAGAGGGAGGUCUGGCCUGAGCCCGAAGUGGGGAGACCCUGGGGAGGGAGUCCCUGACGAAGAUGGAGCCCCUGCCUGGGUCGGGUGUGGGGCAGCAGGUGAGGAUGCUGCCAGCUGUGAGGCCCUGAUCAGGGCUCUUCAGACUGCAGGCUGCCUUCUGGCCCCUGUCUGGGGCUCUGCAGGCCUUAGGCUCUGCGUUCUCUAGGGCUUCAUGUCUAAAUGUUGACCCGCACCCCAACAGGUCUCUUCCCAUCCCCUUUUGACUCAUGCCUCACUCUGGCAGUGGAGACGAUGUCUGUCAUCUCCCACUGCUGCCAGGUGAUCGAGGGAGGCCUUGACAGGACUGAUCCUGCUUCCCCCAGGGCUGCCCUUCCUGCUGGGCAAAGCAAGGCAUCUGGGAAGGCAGAGCCUCUAAAGUUUCUCAGACAGCCAGGCCUGGACACACAGGCCUGGAGACAUUCAACCCCACACGUGCAGGGAGGACGGGAGGCCCAGGAGGCCCAGUGUCAUCCACCUCCUGCCUCCUUGCUCGUUUUCCCAUCACCACCUCGGUGGUCUCCAUGGUGACCAGCAGCGUCAGCCUGUCCUGGAGAGUGGACCUUGACAGUGCGUUGCCCUCUCCGUCCACUCAGGCCCAGCGAGGGCCCCAGCUCCAAGCAGAACUUCAGAGAGGAGUGGGCCAAGGGGGAGCAACCCUCCGGUCUCAGAGAGGACAUUUUGGCUUCCAAGAGAAAGGAGACUAACUGUUGGGAAGUGGUGGGACGAGGGAACGGGGUUUACCAGCCAGCAGCCUGGGCGUUGUACUGUCUUUAUUUUUAAAACCACUAAAGUGCAAGACGUAGUUUGCACUUUUCUCCACUUUUGUUUUCUCUUAGGUUUUUGCUUCUUUUUUUGAAACAUGCUUUCUUGGUUUUCUAAUGGAGUCUGUAGUUUAGCCAUUUCUGCACACACUGGCCUCCUCUCUUUAACUCUUUUUGGAUGGGCAAAGGGAAGGUGGGGAGAGUCAGCCACCUGCACCCCUUCACCCCCACGUCUCUGUCCCCUCCACCAGCCUGAGUCCCGACACCACCUCCACAGUGUAGCCCACACGGAUAGACAGUAGUCAGACAAGAUUCCUUCAGAUUCCGAGUUCCCUACUGGUUUGUUCGUUUGUUUAUGUCAGCAAUAACCACAGCAUGCAUUGUUGGGGUUCUUCGUAGCGUUACAGUCAUACAUACCAUAGCUCUAUUCUCUCCUUUUUUGUUUUCAACUUUAAAAAAAAAAGUAAAUGCUCAUAAUCAAUAGUGGUGAAAAGGAUGAAAAAAAUAAACCAACAAACAAAACCAGUUUGUGGGGGAAAAAAAAAAAAGAAAAAAAGUGGAACAAGAAAUCACCUGAAGGCAGAAGAGAGUGCCUCCUGUUUAGCAUUUUGUACCUAAGGAAAUAAAAAAAAAAAAAAAACACCCAGAGAAUCUCACGUUUUAUUAAAAAAGUGAAGAUUGCUGUACACUAUUUAUUCAACUUAUAAUUUAUGUUACUCCUUGAUCUUUGUCUUUUGUCAUGACAAAGCAUUUAUUUAAUAAAGUUAUGCAUUCAGUUA